Molecule: messenger RNA, 1056 nt
Organism: Histoplasma mississippiense
Lineage: Eukaryota; Fungi; Ascomycota; Eurotiomycetes; Onygenales; Ajellomycetaceae
Exons: 2
Coding region: 1-1056 (351 amino acids)
Biological process (GO): cell wall organization; carbohydrate metabolic process
Cellular component (GO): fungal-type cell wall; cell surface; extracellular region
Molecular function (GO): glucan endo-1,3-beta-D-glucosidase activity; 1,3-beta-glucanosyltransferase activity
Source: RefSeq, a predicted model, not a curated record
AUGAAAACUGGCCAGCGGUCUACCUCCGCAAAACCAACGCUGACUGCUGUCCGAAGCCUCCCUAUCACCAAAGACGCUGCAAACAGGAUUGCCCAAACUCCAGUUUCACAAUCUCUGCAUCGGUCCUCAACUCCAGCGCCUACGCCACCUCCAGGCGGCAAUUCCAACGCCGUUGACCUAUCCCUCCCGCCCCUUCCGCUUCCUUCUCCCACUAAAAACCCACUCCCGCUCUCUGUACCUCCUCUAGUUUCACCACCAAAAACGCCUGGAUCACCCAAUUUCCCUGGGAAUGGCUUGGGAAUAUGCUACGCUCCAUACGGAGAUAACGGCGAAUGCAAGACCCCACAGCAAGUUGAGAGCGACUUUUCUAAAUUUGGUGGAUUCGACACCGUCCGUUUCUACGGCACUGACUGCAAUCAAGUUCCCAUGGUGGUAGCUGCCGCCAAUAAAUACCAGAAAAAACUCUUCGCCGGCAUCUACGACAUCGAAAAGCUUGACGAGGCCUUGCACAACUUGAUUCAGGGAGUCCAAUCCUCCUGGGCACUUAUUGUCACAGUUGCAAUCGGCAACGAGCGUGUAAACAGCGGCCAAUCUUCCGUUUCUGAGGUCGUCGGGAGUGUCAGCAAAGCCAGGAAGGUAUUGCGUGACGCUGGCUACACUGGCCCCGUCGUCACCGUGGAUACUUUCAAUGCCUUAAUCGCCCAUCCGGAACUCUGCGAAGCUUCUGAUUUCUGCGCUGCAAACAUCCAUGCCUUUUUCGACCCCAACACCGAAGCAUCUAACGCGGGAGGCUUUGUCAAGAAGCAGCAGGAGCGUGUGUCGCGUGCAGCAGGGGGAAAGAUGACUGUUGUUACGGAAUCAGGGUGGCCGAAGCACGGAAAUCCGAAUGGCAAGGCAGUUCCAUCCCCGGAGAAUCAUAAUCUGGCGCUGGCGAGUUUGUUGAGCGCUUUUAAAGGCAAGGAGCGUAGUCUCUAUUUAUUCUCUGCAUUUGAUGACAAAUGGAAGAAGGAUAACCCCUCCACUUUUGGAGCAGAGAAAUACUGGGGGAUUUUAUGA